ACCGUUGACGUGGCGCAUUCUAAUUGAUCUUCAGCACGUCCCGCCUCCGCACAGAAUAAUUUAUCCAAAAAUUCUCUGUUAAGAUAAAUUAAUCCUAUAAUUCUAGACAAAAUCCUUGCAUUAUUGUAUUAUUAUUGCCUAAACACGCAUCACCAUUCUAAUUGUGUUUCUUAUAGUAUACUUUCUUCCUCCAAUUAGUCAACUCUUUACUCUCCUUCUUCCUCCUCUCCUUCAUUAAAUGUUGGGAUGCGAAACAAAUACACAAUUGAACUUCUUUAUCCAAUGAAACUUUCACGGCAUUCCCGCCACCACUGCCUAUUGAACUCGAAGCAGGCAUCCAGGAUUGCUAAAGCUCCAGGUUGUUCCAGGCUUUCAUCCAAAUUGCUGGAAGCAGCUUUUUAAAAAAAGGGUCAUAAACCAUGAUCAUGCUUAGAAAUCAACAACAGCCAAACAAUAACAAUGGUAACUUCCAUUUCUUCUUUCUAUCAUUCUUUGUCAUCUCCAUCCUCUUCUUAUUUCCUGUUCCCAGUCAUGGCUGCUCACAAACGGAGAGAGGUUCUCUACUUAAUUUUCGAUCAAACCUUACCUUUAGUUUCAAUAAUACUAUUCUUACAUCAUGGGUUACCAAUGACGAUUGCUUCAAGUGGGAAGGGAUAUCUUGUGAUGACAAUGAAUUUGUUGCUGUCCUCAGUUUGCCCAUUAAUGGCCUCGGAGGUAGAAUCUCCAAUUCUCUUGCAAGUCUGUCCCAACUCACUCAACUAAACCUCUCAUAUAAUCGGCUCACCGGCGACCUCCCCACUGAAAUUCUUUUGCUGCCAAGUCUUGUCACCUUGGAUGUCAGCUUCAACCAUUUAUCCGGUGAACUGUCGAGGCCGCCAUUAGGGAACUACUCCCUGCGGGUACUUAACAUGUCCAGCAAUUUUUUCACAGGCCCUUUCAUUAGUUUGGGUAAUCUUGCUAGAUUUCUUAUGGUACUAAAUAUAAGCAACAACAACUUCUUUGGUCCAUUUCCCUCCUCUAUUUGUAGCCUAUCACAGGAACUCAGGGCCAUGGACCUGUCUCACAACCAAUUCGAAGGUGAGAUUCCCCCAGGACUAGGAAGUUGCUUGUUCCUGACAGAAUUUCAAGCAGGUGUAAAUAAUUUGACGGGGCCAAUCCCAAAAGAUCUCUUUGAUAUGACCUCUCUGAAGAUCCUUUCCCUGCCAUUUAAUCUGCUCUCAGGGAUUCUUGAUGGCACACUUAUAACCAAACUGUUGAAUCUAGCCAUUCUUGAUCUUAGUAGCAAUCUUCUAAGCGGUGAAUUGCCAGCCUCAAUCAGCCAAAUGCCAUUGCUAGAGCAACUGAUCUUACAUGAUAAUCAGCUUAAUGGUGUACUGCCUCCAGAAUUAUCCAACUGUACCAAUCUUAAGAUUCUUAAUCUCAGAUAUAAUAACUUCAAUGGUAAUUUGGCAGUAGUUAACUUCUCCAGCCUUUCCAACCUUAACAAGCUUGAUUUAGGUAACAAUAACUUCACUGGAGAGAUACCAAAGAGUUUAUACUCAUUGAAGUCUCUGAAAGCAUUAAGGCUGGCUAGGAACUCCUUGAAAGGAGAGAUUGAUCCAACUAUGUUGGAGCUGCAAGCUCUAUCCUACCUUUCUCUAUCCAGUGAUGGCCUAAGGAACAUCACAACUGCACUCCAGAUCCUCAAAGAUUGCAAGAAACUCACUGCUAUGAUACUUGCGAAGAACUUCUUUAAAGAGGCCAUGCCAACAGAUGAUAAGUGGGAGAACAGGUACUUCCAAAAUCUUCAGGUGCUGAGUCUAGCUGGUUGUAAGCUGACCGGCCAAGUACCUCUCUGGUUAUUCAAUCUCAGCAAACUCUUGGUCCUGGAUUUAUCUGACAAUCAUCUCACAGGUCCAGUCCCUGCAUGGUUGGGCUCCUUGCCAUACCUUUUCUAUCUGGACUUGUCAGGGAACCUUCUCUCAGGAGAGAUUCCACCACAAAUUACAGGAUUGCAUGCACUGAUGGUGGAUAAAUUUGAAUUCCGGAUUGAUCAAGGUUUUCUUGACCUUCCAGUGUUUAUCAGACCUGAAAAAGGAUCGGGCCUGCAGUACAAUCAGCUCACAGAGCUUCCACCUGCAAUAUACCUUCGAAACAACACCCUACAUGGCACGAUACUUCCACAAAUUGGCCAGUUGAAGAAUCUCCACGUACUGGACCUCAGCCACAACGAAUUCUCAGGCAUCAUACCAGUGCAGCUCUGCAAUCUCACCAACUUGGAAAAACUAGACCUUUCCACCAACAAUCUCAGUGGCAUGAUCCCUUCCUUGCUGAAUAGCCUACAUUUCCUGGCUUCGUUCAAUGUAGCUUACAAUAAUUUAGAGGGGCCAAUUCCAUCAGGUGGGCAGUUUGAUUUAUUUCCGAUCUCCAGCUAUGAAGGAAACACUAAACUCUGUGGAGCGCUUCUGCAAAAUUGCUCCAACCAGUCAAGAAAUGAAUUUCCUUCAAAUACAAAACAUAUGAAUAAGAAAAUCAUACUAAGCAUGGCAUUUGGAAUCUCUUUUGGGGGAGCAUUCAUCCUUAUAGUUUCUAUUCUCAUCAUAUGCUAUAUAAUGAAAGCUCAGAAAAAAGGACAAAAUGAAACCAAGUUAAAGUCCAAUGCAAGUUCAACAAGAUCAGCUCCCAACCUUCCUCCCAGUAAUUCCAUAUUCGUCAUGGUGCCAAAUCCAGAAAACUCUUCCACAAAGAACCUUGUUAUGUCAGACAUAUUGAAGGCUACAAAUAAUUUUGACCAAGAAAGCAUCAUUGGUUCCGGGGGCUUUGGGAUGGUUUACAAAGCUACACUUUCGGAUGGCUCUAAGCUUGCAAUCAAGAGACUGUCCGGUGAAAUAUGCCUAAUGGAAAGGCAAUUCAGGGCAGAGGUGGAGUCCCUAUCAAGCGCCCAACACAAGAAUCUGGUGUGUCUGCAGGGUUAUUGUAAGCAUGGAAGUUCAUGGCUAUUAAUCUAUUCAUAUAUGGAGAAUGGUAGCCUUGACUACUGGCUGCAUGAGAGGGUAGAUGGUAAUUCAGUGCUCGAUUGGCCUACUAGGCUGAAGACUGCACAAGGUGCCAGCCGGGGCCUGUAUUACAUCCACCAGACCUGCGAGCCCCACAUUGUUCACAGGGGCAUCAAGUCCAGUAAUAUUCUCCUUGAUGAAUACUUUGAGGCACAUGUUGCGGAUUUCGGAUUGUCUCGCUUGAUCCUUCCUUAUGCCACACAUGUGACAACUGAGGUUGUAGGCACACUUGGCUACAUCCCACCAGAAUAUGGGCAAGCCUGGGUAGCCACAUUGAGAGGGGAUAUGUACAGCUUUGGUGUUGUCCUCCUAGAGCUCCUCACUGGAAGGCGGCCAGUUGAACUGUUCAAGUUCAAGGAUUCAUCAGGACUUGUGGUUUGGGUGAAUCAAAUGAUACAUAAAGGAAAGCAGAGUCAGGUCUUCGAUCUUCUGCUUAAAGGAAAGGGGUUUGAGGACCAAAUGUUGAGGGUUCUUGAUGUUGCUUGCAUGUGUGUACGUGAUAAUCCCCUUAAAAGGCCCACAAUUGGGGAAGUAGUAGUUUGGCUAGAAAAUGUUCUCUCGGGCUUGAUUGUGCAAAAGAAAAGAGUUGAGGUUUUGUCCAUGCAGAGAGAAGUCACAAGCAAUAAAGAAAGAAGGGUGAUUCAAGAUGUCAACGUUCGAGCAGAUUCAUUUGCUUAUUUUGUUUUUAGAGUUUUUGUUAAAGGAAUUUAUCCUCUUAUUCUUUGAAUUUCUAUAGAAAAAAAAAGUACUCCAAAAUUUUGGUGAGAUCUCAUUAAUCCCUUGUUAGUUUUGUGAGAAGAGAAAUUAAGCAAUGUUACAAAUCUUCUUAAUUUGUUCCGUCCAUAUUUGGAUAGUGAAAUUAUACGUGCCUUCUCGCCUUUUGGUAUGAAGGCCCAUCUUAUAGAAUCACAUAAAUACUAGUGAUUUUGUCUUUCUGUAUGCUUUAUUGUUUCAUAUCCUAGUUGUGUGUGUAGUGCUAACUUUAUUUCACCUUGAUUAAAUUAGCUUGCUCGCUUUGGUAGUCUUAAAAAGAGAGAUUUGGGCACUUUUUUGGAACAAAUUGGUAUCAAAGCGCAGCCAAUUUAAAUGUAGCAGAUGGAACCAUUAAAACCAUUUGCCAAUACUAUCAAAUAUGAGUUUGAAAAAUUCAUCGAGAAUGAUUAUUUCAACAUUUGAAAAAUGAAGAUAAGGGCAUCUUUGUCCGAGGGCUUCCAUAAAACUUUGAAGGUGAUGGAUUCCCUAACUGGCACGAGUCAGGAGGAAAUGGAUGAGAAAGCUCUUAGUUGGGACAACCUCAAUUUGGGAGAUGAAGUUCUUAGCACUUCAGCAUAUCAAGGUAUUGUAUAAGAGGAA
Messenger RNA from Dendrobium catenatum, 4388 nucleotides. RefSeq names its product tyrosine-sulfated glycopeptide receptor 1-like. Bases 420 to 3761 code for a protein of 1113 amino acids. The transcript is spliced from 2 exons. Lineage: Eukaryota; Viridiplantae; Streptophyta; Magnoliopsida; Asparagales; Orchidaceae. Gene Ontology annotation, molecular function: protein kinase activity; ATP binding; receptor serine/threonine kinase binding. Gene Ontology annotation, biological process: protein phosphorylation. The record is from RefSeq and is a predicted model, not a curated record.